CCCGCUCCUCCCGCGCGCGGCCCCCGGAGUCCCCAGGCGCGCGGCCAGCCCAUCUCGGGCCGCCGCUCUCGGAGCAGCCGGGCUGCUGGGCGAGCGCGAGCCGGGGCCGGGCCGGGGGCCGCGGCGGGGGCGCCGCCCCCAGCGUCCUUCUGCAGCCCCCGGAGCGAGGCACGACCGUGGAGACGGGGCUGAGCGGGGCCGGAACCAUGAACCGGAGUUUCCACAAGUCUCAGACCCUGCGCUUCUACGACUGCAGCGCGGUGGAAGUCAAGAGCAAGUUUGGGGCCGAAUUCCGAAGGUUCUCCUUGGACCGCCAUAAGCCUGGGAAGUUUGAAGACUUCUACAAGCUGGUUGUGCACACUCACCACAUCUCCAGCACUGACGUAACCAUUGGCUAUGCAGAUGUGCACGGCGACCUGCUACCCAUCAACAACGACGACAACUUCUGCAAGGCUGUCUCGAGUGCAAACCCACUGCUCAGGGUCUUCAUCCAGAAACGAGAGGAGGCCGAGAGCGGCGGCUUCGCACCCGGCUCGCUGUCGCGGCGGCGGCGCGCGCUGGCCCUGCGGGAGGACGCACCGCGCCGGCACCUGCACAUCGGACUGCCGCGCGACUUCCGGCCCGUGUCGUCCAUCAUCGACGUGGACAUCGUGCCCGAGACGCACCGGCGCGUGCGGCUGUACCGGCACGGCUGCCAGCGGCCGCUGGGCUUCUACAUCCGCGACGGCACGAGUGUGCGCGUGGCGCCGCAGGGGCUGGAGAAGGUGCCGGGCAUCUUCAUCUCGCGCAUGGUGCCCGGCGGGCUGGCCGAGAGCACCGGGCUGCUGGCCGUGGACGACGAGGUGCUGGAGGUGAACGGCAUCGAGGUGGCCGGGAAGACGCUGGACCAGGUCACGGACAUGAUGAUCGCCAACAGCCACAACCUCAUCGUCACCGUCAAGCCGGCCAACCAGCGCAACAACGUGGUGCGCGCGCGCGCCUCGGGCAGCUCGGGCCGCUCCUCGGACAGCGCCGCCAGCCGCCUGAGCCUGCCCGCGCCGCCCGCGCCGCCCGACGACAUGGAGAGCGACGACGAGCCCGACGUGGUGCUCGAGGGCGCGCUGGAGCCGCGGCCCAGCUCGGCCCUCAACGGCCUGGGCCGCGACGGGCUCAGCGUGCAGCGCCUGCUCAGCUCCCUGCGCGCCGACCCACGCCACAGCCUGGCGCUGCCGCCAGGGGGCGUGGAGGAGCACGGCCCGGCCGUCACGCUGUAGCGCCCCCCGGCGGCCUUGUCCUCCCAAGGACGCGCCGGCGCCUCUGGCCCCUUCGUGGCCGCUGGUGGACAGGAAAUGACCCUCGCUCCCAUGCAGAAAACACUGAAAAGGUUUUACACGCUUUUAAAUGUUUUAAAUGAAGCUUUAAAAUGACUUUUUUAAGCGGAGGCUUCGUGACCUGAACUGACCCGCAGCCCCCAGGGGCGCCAGGGCUAGCUAGAGGCUGGCUCCUCGAGAGAGGCGGCCACGGCAGCUGGACGCACAGGACAGGCGUGCGGGAGGUCUGUCCUGCGGCCGCCCGGGACGCGCUUCGCAGGACACCCAAGGUCACCGCCCUUUGACGCUUUAGGACCAUUUACAUUGUAGUAAUUUUAAACGUCUCAUCAUGUUUGGUCGUUACAUUGUAUACGGACUACAUUUGGGGGAGUCUAAUGUGGAGGAGAAAACGUUGCCUGUGCUUGAGGAACUGCGCCUCGAUCACCUCGCGCUGUCUGGAACAAGGUCGCUGGGUCGACGGGCUGCUCUGACCACUGUCCACUGCACCCCUGGGGGCCGGCGCCCCCUGCUGGCCAGUGGCAGAACUGUGCUGAGCUGAUGCAUGUCAGACUGACAAGACUGAUACCACUUUUCCUGAGUUCAUUAAGUGAAAAGCAAAUUGAUUUUCUUUUGGAAACUAUUUAUUGAACGGCAGUUAUUUUAAGGAGUAGAUGUGGUUUCCUGCGCCCAUGCUCGGUUUUGUUAUGUCUACACCACAAACACUGUUCAUUUUGUUUCCCACAUGGGAAGGAACACAAUGUUCCCCUUUUCCCUGAGGUUCUGGGUAAGAGCCUACAUCCUCACCCCAGGGGGCACCAAUGAAACAUACUACACCUCCUUUGGCACCAGCAGUGGGAAGUGUUUUUUUAUACCACAGUAUUAAGAACCAGAACCCUAGUGCUAAGUUACUAAGUUAUUGCUGGUCAUUGAUUUACCUUGUUGCCAAGAAGAAAAGUUAUAUUUCUUACCAUGCCUUUCUUAAGUUCAGCAAAUGUGAAUAUUUUUAAGGACAAAAAAAAAGAGGCUUUAUUCUGAGAUUUGUGUGCUGUUCAUCAUUUUAGGAGUUGUCAAUUGCUUAAACGGCUGCUGGAGUGUAUUUUUCUACCCAAGUCUAUACUUUUGUCAUUUUCUUCUUUAAAAGAACAAAACCAAAAUAUGUCAUAUCACAUAUUAAAGUUUUCUUGGUUUUAUAUAUUAAAGGAAUAAAAACUGUUUUGCUUAUAACAAUUGCUUUGCUUGUGUUCUCAUAUGAAGUGCCUAGCUGCUAUGCACAGACGGGGCGCCAUCUGCUCCUCAUUCAGCCCCUGUGGGCUAAUGCCACUCAGACCUGCCCAUGUUCCAGGGGCUCAAGGUCAUUCCUGUCUGAUGCCUACUGAGUGGCACAUUUUAGACCUACUUGUUGUAGAGGUAUUUCCAUAUGAGCACUCAGGAUUUUCCCAUGCACACAGCAUGAGUUGUGUGCCUGGAUGCACUGUGCAUCCCAAGCCAGUCCACAAUCUGGCUUAACGCUAUUCCUGACUGCUCCUUGGACUCUUAAGGCAUCUCCAGGUGCUGGCAGAGAGCAACACCGAGCAGAGGAGUGCUAUGAACACACCUUUGACAGCACUGCAGAAAUGAACUGCCUCACACCCUUCCGCCCCAUAUAUCCCUGCAUGCCAGGACACCAGCCCAUCCAUGGAACCGUGCUGGCCACACUGGCCACCCUAAUAGGGCCCCCUCAGUGCCAUUACCCUCAUCACAGCAACUCAGCAAUACCCUGAAACCACAGCUUUCUCUACUUCAAGGUACCAAGGCUUUACAAUAAUGAUGAUCCAAUGACGUACUCAGCAUAUCUGCAUGUCUUCACGUAUGUUCCUUGGUCAUGCUGGGCCCUGGAUCCUACAUGCUCUGGUUCCAUCAGCCAUCACCAAACAGCAAAUGAGGCAUAAGAAGACACUCUCAACACCACUGCAAGACUUAGGAGCAUUUACCACUGCCCCCGAAACCUCUCUGUCCCCCCCAGCUGAAUCGUCACCCCUGCACCCACUGCUCCUGGGCCCUGGGAUCACUGCAUCGGUGACGAGUACGUGGAAGAUAUGGCGAGAGCCAGGAAGGCCUGAGUCAGGCAGGUCUCAGCAUCAUGCCCACAGGGUAACCUUAGUGGAAAUAAUCCCUCCUGAUCAGUCAAGAGGACCUUCCUAGAGUCUCUUUCCAACACUGUGUCCUUCUCACCACUGCCUCAUUCUCAAACAUUAAUCCUCAUGUUGAAACUCUGUUCAUUCUAUCCUGAAACUUAACCUCAUAAAAACAAAUUAUUAUCUUAACAAACCUAUACAAACUCUCAAAAUGGCCAUAUAUUUUCCAACUACUAUGCACCCCACAUACUCCUUCAUCAGACUUGAACAAUAUUAGUGUUACUAAUUAAACAAGAAAUUUUUUUUGCAAAAUCUGAUUUCCAACUCUAGAUAAAAAUCUCCAUGCUAAUUUCUGACUAAAAAAGAUGCAAUGAAGUUCUCUGUAACUACAUUCAACUUCAGCCUGCCUGCAUCAAACUCCACACGCCGCCAUGACCGGCCACUCUGAGCAUAACCUCUUGCAGUGUGGCCACCCUGGAUCACUCAAGCCCUCCAGCCCGUUCAACUCCAGUGCAGGCUUCAGUUCCUUUUCCCUUCAGCCAUAUGAAACCACUGUGACCUGAAAGGAUGCCACGUUCUGUUUCCUAAGGAGACUGAAGAGGGAAUGUCAGUACCUAACCCCUGGCAAUGGUGAUCAGCACCCUGGCUCACAAACCCUGUUUGCCAUUAUGGGAAGAUUCACUCAUGCUGCUUCUUCCUUUCACAUCACAGACUCCUCUCGGCCUUAAGAAAAACCCACUCUGUACUGUGUGUGAGGGUGCAGGAAUGCCCCAGGCAUUCCCAGCUGUGCCACCAUGGGACAUCUGCCUAAAUAGCAGCAAAGAGACCUUUCACAGAAAGCAUCUGCAACCAAAUGAGGCGUAUCAGUGUCCCUCAUCUCCAGAAGUUCUGUGAGUUUCCCCACAACAUCCCAUGUUCAAAGAACCCGACAACAGCCUCAGGCAACUUCUUCUUCCCCAAGUGCAUAGUCCGACUAUGCUCAGAAAGACCUUUAAUAUCAUGGAAAGUGCAGGGACAGAACAAGCACCCCAGGCCGUGCAUC
Molecule: messenger RNA, 4445 nt
Organism: Sorex araneus (European shrew)
Lineage: Eukaryota; Metazoa; Chordata; Mammalia; Eulipotyphla; Soricidae
Gene: PARD6G
Product: par-6 family cell polarity regulator gamma
Exons: 4
Coding region: 207-1253 (348 amino acids)
Biological process (GO): regulation of cellular localization; establishment or maintenance of cell polarity; centrosome cycle
Cellular component (GO): apical plasma membrane; nucleus; cell cortex
Molecular function (GO): protein kinase C binding
Source: RefSeq, a predicted model, not a curated record